Sturnus vulgaris (Common starling) is the source of this 7418-nucleotide messenger RNA. RefSeq names its product ETS variant transcription factor 1 (gene ETV1). Gene Ontology annotation, biological process: cell differentiation; regulation of transcription by RNA polymerase II. Gene Ontology annotation, cellular component: nucleus. NCBI's taxonomy places the organism in Eukaryota, Metazoa, Chordata, Aves, Passeriformes, Sturnidae. Gene Ontology annotation, molecular function: DNA-binding transcription factor activity, RNA polymerase II-specific; sequence-specific DNA binding. The record is from RefSeq and is a predicted model, not a curated record.
CCCAUCAAAAAUCCAUAAAUCUGAAAGUCUUGUGUAAUAAUAAACUUUUUCACGUUUUACUUGUUUGCUAGAAAAGUAAAUGAUUUUGCUCAAAAUCAUACUUUUCAAAAGCAUAGAGGGGUUUGCUAGCCAUGAGGCAAAAUAUUAAAUGUGAGUACUCCUUUUAAAGCUAAUUUUUUUUCACAUUUUAGUAUAACAGCAAAUGAAGAACAGAUUCUGUGAACCCAUCUUCAUAUUCCUAGGGAUUAUUCACAUAAGGAAGAAUUUUGAGAUCUGGAGCUAGUUUUGAAGUGCAUUUAAGUUUAUUAGUCAGAGCAUCUCACGUUAUGUAAAAAGGGUUUGAGGUUGUUUUGACAGCAAAUCCAGCUCUUAUGGGAAAUAAUAUUUUUUACCAUCUUGAAAUUUAUCACUGUUUUGCCUUCCUAAUGCUUCUUCUUUGUUAGAAACAGUUGUUCCUGUGGAAAAAGAACAGCCACCAACCAACACCCCCCCACCCCAACUCUUGUAGGAAUACUUACAAUUUAGCCAAUCUUUCAGAUAUUCAGAAAUGACAAUGAAUCAAAGAAAACUCAAUAGAUCCAUUACUGUUGAGGCCCGAAAUCUUAUUUUAGCUGAGGCCAAAAUACUACUUCUCAUAUAGAAUUUCCUGUCAAUUUCAAUUUCUUUUGCCACUUUGAAUAAAUGAUGGAUAUUUUAAAACUAAUUGCUCUUAGCUCUAAAAGUGAAGCAUGAGGUCAGAGCACACAGUACCGCAGGAAGUGUUCUGCUACCCAAAAUAAAGUUUUAAGUGAAGCAUUUUCAGCUUCUUGUUUUUCUGGACAGUUUCCAGGGUUUUUUUAAUAGGAACACCUUUCUCUGGAGUGCAGCUGAGCUUUUGGAAGCAGUUUGUGAGUGGGAGAAGGAAGAGUUAAGUUUAAGCCCUUUAUAGUUUGCUUAACUUUUCAUUUAUUUAACGUUCCUCAGCAGGUCUGUGCUGCAUCUUGAGACAAAGCAGUGAAAUCACUGUGUUUAUGCCUAAAGUUCAAGUUUACUUUGCUGUAGCUUUCUGGAAGGGUGUGACAUGAAAAGCUUGUGGUUGGGGCCACAUGGUUCAUGCUGGACUGUGUUUUUGUGAAUGGAGGCAGAACUCCAGUUCUGACUGCUUGUCUUGAGGAAUUGCUUCGGAGAUCAGCUGUCUCAUUCACUGGCAGAAAGAAUGACUCAUACAUCUUCUGCCUUGUUUGGCUCCAGGUCAUUGUUACAGUGGAUAGAGCUGGUUUUAAUUAAAUAUUAACUCCUUUUGUCCUGGAUGCUUGUUAAUGGGGACUUUUUGUUUACUUGCAAUGAAAGCAAGCUAACUGGCCCGAGUUCUAAACUUUUUUUUUCCACCAAAUUCUUUCCCUUUGCAAAAUGAGCCGUCAGUUCAGCCUUUCAAAGAGUGUUUAAAGCUCUAAAAACUACAAACAAGUAUUAAGUAUUUUUGUGCUGUGAAUGUUUGCAUAGCUCAGUAGGUAGUGAAACUGUAAAACCUAAACUGAUAACAUCUUCAAGAUCAUCAUUAACGUUUCUGCAUGCUUUCUAAAUCCUCUUGAGACAUUAUAGCUAUAGUCAGAAGAAAAAAAACCCCAACUUUUGGUAAUAUUCUAGGCUGACUUGGAUAGUUUAUGCUGCAGAUGUUGUCUGCUUCAGGAGUCUGAGACUUGAUGGCUCUGAAUGUGGAAUGAACUAAUGUAGCUGCUUCUGCUAUAAGCAGUAAAAGCCACGUGCUUAAUAUCCUUCAAAACCUUUUAUUAGUCUUUCGGAAUAUACUUGCCUUCUCAAACCUCCAUAAUUAAGUAGCUCAAGGAAAUGUUCUCAUUCAGAUGGGGGAUCAUUUCAGAUAUCUUUUUUCAAUUUCCCUCUGAAUGGCAAAGUUAAAAAAAAAGGUUUUGGUGAUUUAUGCAUUGUGUCUUUUGUAUGUUAACAGAAGCUUUUAUGGCAGCUUUGCUAAGUUGCAGUAUUUGUGAAUAAAAGAGGAAAUGAAUGGCCUAUGUAUAUAAAUGUGUAGACAGUUGUGACACUGCAAGUUACAUUUUCCUUUCAGAUAUUCAUGUCAAAGUGUCUUUACCUGUCUAUUUAAUUUGCUGCAAAAUCUACCUGUAGUUAUCCAAAAUCCAGGUACAAAAGCCCUCUUCUGCUUGAGCAAUGGGAUGAUGUAUCCCAAUGAUACAGCAUCUCACAGCGAGAUGCUGGUGGAAGGAGUCUCUAUGACAAUGAGUGCUUGCAUUUCAGCAGUAUGAUCAUGUGCAAGUUUCAGUUCUGCUUGUCUAAGAAUAAUACCAGAUUAAGUGAAGAAACAAUUUAAGUUCUCCUUUCCACCAGUUAGCAGGUCCUUUUAAUUUCUCUGUAUAGUCUUGUGGGCUCUUUUGUAAGGUACUGAUGCUGCUAAAUUUACAAUCCAGUUGGAAAUGCAUGUUCCUUGUUUGAAUGUUUUGGAUGCUGUUAUUUGUUUUGUUUAUAUUUAGCAGGGUUUUAAACACUUCUUUACUUGCUGUGUUCCUUUCUCUACAGAGGCUUUUAAGGCUAUGUUAAUAUUGCAUUUAAACUAAAUUUUGACAGCAUAGUCUCCACCUGUUUCUAGAGUACUGAUAAAGUGAUGUGCUCUGUCUCUAUUAAAUAUGCCCUCAUAAAUUUUGGGGAUCCAUGAAUGAAGUACAUUAUUCUUGUUUAUUCCGUAAACAAGAGCAAAUCAGGGGUAAUGGCAGUAAUGUAGUGGUUUCCAUGACACUUCAACCAGAUAUAUUUUAUUUUUUUCUUACUUUAUGGCUGGAAAAAAAAAGGACCUUCCUUACUGGUAUAUACAUAAAUCUAUACAACAGAUUUUUUCUGGACUAAGUCAAAUUAAACUGAUAAAACCAGAAUGAAGCACUGGUGAAGGUGUCCAGUGCACAGAGGAUGCUCUCUGGAAAGUUAUAUGAGAUUUCUAUCCCUGUUCUGCAACCACUAAAUGUAGCCUCUUUAUUUAAACAGAAGGGGGUUUUGUUUUCUUUGAGGCUUUUAAAGAUAUCCUAGAUUCACAAAUUUAUAUAUAUAUUUCUACAUAUACAUGUAAAUAUAAAAUGCAGGUGCAUGUUAAAAAAAUGAAUUCUGCUAGCCUCCUUGCUGCGUUUGAAAAUGAUAAGUGACUUAAGAAAAAUGUGUGGGAUGUAUCUUCUAAACAAGAAGUUACUUGACUCAAUUACGUUAACUCUGAAUGUGCUCGCAGAUGCUUCCAAAACAAGUGGAAGUAUAAGAAAUCUUAGGAGCUGAUUUUUAAGCAGAAGACCUUGAUUUCAUAAUCAGAUUUUUCUGUGACAGUCAAAUAGUUGGCAUUUUUGUAAGGGAAAUGCCGAACAUUCAUGUGUAGUCAAUUUCUGAAAUGUCAGAAAUUGCGGAGUGUUAGUAUUUGGGCUCACCCUGUCCCUGAGUUCAUUCUUGGUAAAACUUUUGUGGUUUCUCUGGAAGAAAGAGAAAUUGGAUGCAUCAACAGACUGAAAAUAUUUUUCAGUAGUGUUUUAUACAGCUUCAAACUUUGAGGAGCCAAUAUGUCCUCAGAGGUACUUGUUUAUUCUAAAAGGAUGGGUUACUGUCAGGUUUGAUUUUGUUCGGUAUUUUUUUUAAUUAGAAACCCAAACAACAAAGCAAUAGUGGCUAUGCUUUUUUUAUCAAAGUAAGGCUAAUUACACUUAGUGUAUUUAUCCAACUCAUACUUCUUUUCAAAUCUGCAUUUAUACAUUUCCAAAGUCAUUUGUUUUAAGGGGUAUUUGCUGCAGUUAAGACAGCAGGAUUUGAAAUUUAUUUUAAAACUCAGAGCAAAUAAUUUUUCAGUAUUAUGAGCCUGAUUCUGAACUCUUUACCCAGGAAAAAAAACUUCCAGUUAAGUCAUUAGAAAUAUUUCCUGAGUAAAGGAGUGGAGAUCUGGUCCAUGAAGAGCACUGUAGUGCACAUUCAAAAUAAUUCUCAGGUACCUGACAAUGACGAGCAGUUUGUGCCAGACUAUCAGGCUGAAAGUUUGGCUUUUCAUGGUCUCCCUGUGAAAAUCAAGAAGGAACCCCAUAGCCCAUGUUCGGAACUUGGCUCCGCUUGCAGUCAAGAGCAACCAUUCAAGUUCAGUUAUGGGGAAAAGUGCCUGUACAAUGUCAGUGCCUAUGAUCAGAAACCACAAGUGGGAAUGAGGCCCUCCAACCCACCGACGCCAUCCAGCACUCCUGUGUCUCCGCUGCACCAUGCCUCCCCAAACUCCGCGCAGACUCCUAAACCUGACCGCGUUUUCCCUGCCCACCUCCCUCCAUCCCAGUCCAUUCAAGACAACAGCUUCCCUAUGGAUCACAGAUUUCGCCGCCAGCUCUCUGAACCUUGCAAUUCUUUCCCACCUUUGCCUGCAAUGCCAAGGGAAGGACGUCCAAUAUAUCAGCGCCAGAUGUCUGAACCAAACAUCCCUUUCCCGCCUCAAGGUUUUAAGCAGGAGUACCACGAUCCAGUUUAUGAACACAAUGCUAUGGUUGGCAGCGCAGCCAGUCAAAAUUUCCCCCCUCCUCUGAUGAUUAAACAGGAACCUAGGGAUUUUGCAUAUGAUUCAGAAGUGCCUAGCUGCCAUUCCAUUUACAUGAGGCAAGAAGGCUUCCUGGCUCACCCAAACAGAACAGAAGGCUGUAUGUAUGAGAAGGGACCUAGGCAGUUUUAUGAUGACACUUGCGUUGUUCCAGAGAAGUUUGACGGUGAUGUCAAGCAGGAGCCGGGCAUGUACCGCGAAGGACCCACGUAUCAACGGCGAGGCUCGCUCCAGCUCUGGCAGUUCUUGGUAGCUCUUCUUGACGACCCAUCCAACUCUCACUUCAUAGCAUGGACUGGCCGAGGCAUGGAGUUCAAGCUGAUUGAGCCAGAGGAGGUGGCACGUCGCUGGGGGAUUCAGAAAAACAGGCCAGCUAUGAACUAUGAUAAACUUAGCCGAUCGCUUCGCUACUAUUAUGAAAAGGGAAUCAUGCAAAAGGUGGCUGGAGAAAGAUACGUCUACAAGUUUGUUUGUGACCCUGAAGCGCUUUUCUCCAUGGCUUUUCCCGACAACCAGCGCCCCUUACUGAAGACUGACAUGGAGCGCCACAUCAAUGAGGAGGACACUGUGCCUCUGUCCCACUUCGAUGAGAGCAUGGUCUACAUGCAGGACGGAGGCUGCUGCAACACCCACCCCUACAACGAAGGCUAUGUCUAUUAACAGCACUGACACUGAAGGGGUGUUUCUCCCUCCCCUUAAGCUUCUCCUCUUUCCCAAGACCCAGAGGAAAGCUGAAUCGACUUCAGUUUGUUUUUUAAAUAGUACACUAAAAGGGGCUUUUCCUGUUGCAUUACUCCUAUGGUCUGCCAUGGACAGCGCACUUUAUUUGAAAGGGGAGGGUUGGAACCUAAAUGUUAUUCUGUGUAAAAGGAGGAGAAGGGUGGGUUUGCUUUUUACUUAAGUUUGGGAAGGGAACAUACAGGUUUUAAGUACAAAAAAAAGCUAUAUCAUGUCUGUUUUGUUUCAUAUCAGCAUAAGAUAUUGUACAUUUUCUCUGGGUAUCCGUAGUACAGUUAAUUCUCAUUGUGCAAAAUAACCACUUUUGAUGAUGAUAUCAGCACAGCAUGCCUAGGGCAUUUGUCUUGCCAUUCUUAAUUAUCUUUCUGCAGUUAUAAAAGAGAAGCAAAUCAUAUACCACAGCAUUUAAUUUAGAAGUUUCCAGUGGCAGAUCUUGUACCUUGCCUCUGAGAACAACCAGAUAAUUCUCCUAAGGUGGUUUCUUUUUUUUUAAUUUCUUCUUUUUGUUUUUGUUUCUUUUGUGUAUGACCUCAAAAAAAAAAAAAAAAAAAAGGCGCUAUUUAAUGACAGACUAAGUACAGUGACCAAGCAGUGAAAUCCCUGACUUCAGACUGCAAGCUGCAUUCUGUAUCUGGUGCCAUAUUGUUAUACAUAUAUGGCCCAUAUGGUAUGGCGUUGAUUUUUCAAGAUCCAUUUGAGGGUAGUAAUUACAUGGAGUAGGCUUUCUGACGAUCAUGUCAGCAUUAAAUACAGGAUCAUGAUCAGGAGGGAGAAAACAUUUUGUAUCCUUCCAUUUCCUUUGGUACAUAAAUAAGUUAUUUAAUCAAUAGGAAUUAACUGUACUAAGUCACAUAUCUAAUUAUGCUGUUUAGACACAGCAAGCACUCCUUGAGAAAAAUAUCCAAUACACUAAAUAGGUACUUUAGUAAUUUUUAGACACGGUACCCAUUAAUAUGCAUUUAAACCUUUUACUGCUGUGUUAUGUUGAUAACAUAUAUAAAUACUAGAUAAUGCUAAUGCUUCUGCUGCUGUCUUUUUCUGUAAUAUUCUCUUUGAUGCUGAAUUUACUAUGACCAUUUAUAAGCAAUGCUGUAACUACAGGUAGCAUUUCAGGACAAAAUAGAUGACUUGAACCAUUUAUUGCUUAGAAAAUAGCUUACGCCAUAGCUGUGCUAUAAGCAGCUUUUAUGCGCAUCCACAAAUGACUAGUAAGCUUCAGCUUGCUAAGGAAAGCUCUGCAGAACCUUUUGUAAUUUUUGGUGGAACAGAGAUGAACUGUCAAAGAAUACCAUGAAGUUGCUGUAUGAUGUUGUAGUGCUGGCACUGGUGUUACCAAUCAACUUGUUUUGGACACUAAAUGUAAAUGUGAUCAGAUAUGCUCAGAAGACAAUUUAAAUUUUGAGGGGUUUUUUUUGGUUGCUUUGUUAUUUUUUCAAAUUGUUUUAUUUUUUGAGAGGGGUUACCUUGAAUACAAACAUGUGCUAUUCUGUAUGUAAAACAAAAACAAAAAGUGGCAAAACCCCAGAAGUUUAAAAUAUUUAUGAGCACCUUUUUUGAAAUACAAUAAUUCAUAGUCUGAAGGGAUGGAGAGAGAGGUAAGAAUUGGAUCUCAUUUUGCCCAGUGAAAUUUAAAUAGGUACUAUAUGAAGUACUUCAUUUUCCUAGAUUGUCAAGAAGUGGGAGAAAAAUAUAUACAUAAACAUAAAAAAACCAAGAAUUAUUUUCAUCAUAAUGAAUGGAUUUCAAAGACAGUCCUAGGUGGUGGGUUAAUCUUCCAUCCUUUGACAGUUAAGACACUACUUAAGUUAUGAAUAUUUUAAUACACAUUUAAUCAAAAGUAAAGAAGUAGUGGUCACUAGAAACCACAGGUGCAUAAAAAGCAUUUGGGCAGGUAUUUAAUUUACCUAGAUCCAUGAGACAACAUAUUUUAUGAUAUAUGCCUUAAUAUGCCACCUAAUUCUGUCAUCCAUAGGUCUCAAUGGCACUUAAAUAUUUGGUAAUCAACUGAGAAAAAGAAGCCUAAAAUUGCAGAACUAGCAAAAAGGAAAGGGAAAAUGUUGAGUAAUAUUGUUUAAAAAAUUGUGGUUCCCAUUGAAAUAAGGUUCAAAUGAAACAUGCUUUGAUGAAAAGU